Molecule: messenger RNA, 306 nt
Organism: Diabrotica balteata
Lineage: Eukaryota; Metazoa; Arthropoda; Insecta; Coleoptera; Chrysomelidae
Source: the annotation of a GenBank genome assembly
AUGAAACUUAUUUUUUUAUUGUUUUCUCUUGUCGUUGUUAGUGCCCAAGUACCGAAACAUCACAAGUUAAACCCCGUAGUUGGGAUUCCCUUGAGAUUCAGACCUUACGAAUGCUUCUUACCUGCUGACGUACCUCCAUGCGUAGGUGAUUCAGAAGCUGUUACUAUUUGGAGAUGGGACAAAUGGACUAAUCAAUGUGUAGAAGAUGUUCAUAGAACCUCAUGUAUUCCCACCAGGAACAAUUUUCAAAGUCUAUACGAAUGUAUUGAUAUAGCAGAACCAGUUUGCAGAUUAAAUAUAAAUUAA